AUGGCCGGUUGUUUCGCGCCUAACCCUAAGACCGCGAUGGAGGCUGGUCCUCUCCUCUUCGUUCCACAGAUACUCUUUGCUGGCUUCUUUGUUGAUCUAAGUGAGGUACCAGCCUUCCUACGAUGGGUGCAGUAUCUCUGCUCGUUGAAGUAUGCUAUGAAUUUACUAUUCCUUGCAGAGUUCUCAGAUCAGCCUGGGGGAGAAGUAGUGUUAGAAGCCAACGACGUCGAGGAGGACCUCAAAUGGGCAUACAUUCUAUUGCUAUUAGCCCUACUUAUAACAUUCCGCCUCAUUGGCUUGAUUGGUCUUACACGAAAGGCCAUCACGGUGUAUUGA
Messenger RNA from Perkinsus marinus ATCC 50983, 336 nucleotides. Its product is annotated as abc transporter, putative. Gene Ontology annotation, molecular function: ABC-type transporter activity. Gene Ontology annotation, cellular component: membrane. NCBI's taxonomy places the organism in Eukaryota, Perkinsozoa, Perkinsida, Perkinsidae. The transcript is spliced from 3 exons. The coding region runs from base 1 to 336 and encodes 111 amino acids. The record is from RefSeq and is a predicted model, not a curated record.